AUGUAAGAACACAUAGCUUUAACUAUAUAAUAACUUACUAAUCUUCUUUCAAAUAGUGAACAAACUUCAAAUUGGAAUUGUUUAAAUACACUAUCCCAAAAAGGCUAAACUCAUUUGAGAUAACAUAUGCCCAAAAUUGUCUCUUUUGUUGACACAGACGAAUUUUAAGAAACAUCUAUAUCAAGUGGACUCUAAAAUUCUGAAAAUCAAUCAAUUAUAGAUAAACUAUAAGAAUUAGAAGAGGAAAAUAAACAACUUAAAGAAACCUUAAAAAAUUAUGAAAAAAAAGAAUGCAAUUGGAAAAAUUAAAUGAAUGACUACUAGUUAGAACAAAUAGAAUUAAGGAGAUAAAAUCAAGUACUUUAAGAUAGAUUAAAAUCUAUAAAAUAAACGAAAGAACAGUUUAUAAAAUCUAAAAAAUAAAACGGAUCUUAAAGAUGUAAUUUUGCAUCGCCAUUUUUUCAUUAGAAACCUGAUUAAAUUAAAAUUCCGAUUAAUCAAAAUCUAUAAGUUAGAAAACAUACAGCUCCAAGUGGUCUAAAUAAUUCUUCACCUCAUAGGAUGUAUCAUGAGAAAAAAAUUGAUAAACUAACAUGA
Paramecium sonneborni is the source of this 597-nucleotide messenger RNA. The record is from the annotation of a GenBank genome assembly. Lineage: Eukaryota; Ciliophora; Oligohymenophorea; Peniculida; Parameciidae.